Messenger RNA from Clupea harengus (Atlantic herring), 793 nucleotides. RefSeq names its product heme-binding protein 2-like. The record is from RefSeq and is a predicted model, not a curated record. Gene Ontology annotation, cellular component: cytoplasm. Lineage: Eukaryota; Metazoa; Chordata; Actinopteri; Clupeiformes; Clupeidae. Bases 45 to 635 code for a protein of 196 amino acids. Gene Ontology annotation, molecular function: heme binding. The transcript has 4 exons.
GCUCAGUGCCCUCUUUGGACAGUGUUCCUCGAGCCUGUGUGACCAUGACGUUCCAGGCACUCAUAGCUCUGUUCACUCUCUUCAUGGUUCCUGUCCAAGGGUGGAAGGCUCCCUGGUUCUGCCAUGGAGACGACUGUCCCCAGUUCACCGUUGUUCACACCUAUGAGGGCUUUGAGGAGCGCUUCUAUCAUGCUUCUCAUUGGAUCACUGUGGAUAUUGGGAUCACUACACACGAGAAAGUCAAAAAAGCCAUUUCCAAGCUCUUUUUAUACACAAAAGGAGAGAAUGAGGAAAAGAAAAAUGUAAAACUGCCAUGGCCUUUGAUUCUGUCAGUAGAGGGGGAUGAGGAUGAGAAUCAUGGGUCUUUGUCCUGGCCAGUCCCUGUUGGCACUCACCUUCCCAAACCUAACGAUGCCACCAUCAGGGAGACAGACAUGCCCGCUGCCACGGUCUAUGUCAGGAGUUUUGGCGGGGUGGCAUCAGAGGCCGAUGCCCGUGAGAACCUCGAGAAGCUGAAGGAGUCCAUUGAGGCUGCGGGGAAGAGCUUCGUGCCAGACAGAUUUGUGGCUGCAGGGUACAACACCCCCUGGCAACUGAUCAACCAACACAACGAGAUCUGGAUCUUCGCAGACUAAGUGACCCUGGGGUUGAGUUGCGCUUAGAUUUGUUUGAGUGAGAAACACAAGUGUAGCAGGUGUAAAAAGUUGAUGGGAAAAUAAAGGGAACACAAAUGAGAUGAGGUUUAUUCAUGCAUGCGAAAAACCUGUUUCCAUUUAAAUGACAAUGGCAUAGC